Messenger RNA from Rhipicephalus microplus (southern cattle tick), 978 nucleotides. RefSeq names its product DNA transposase THAP9. NCBI's taxonomy places the organism in Eukaryota, Metazoa, Arthropoda, Arachnida, Ixodida, Ixodidae. The record is from RefSeq and is a predicted model, not a curated record.
ACUCUUCUUUCUCAGCAAGCCAACAUGCAAUGCUUUGAGAAUGACUUUGCACAGCACAGUGACGCUUGUUGAAAAGCUGCUGAAUUGUGGCUUUCGCUAUGUUUUAGUUGGCAACUUUGGACAAGACCACCUCGAGAGAUUUUUUGGCAUCGCAAGACAUGUCGCUGGAGCAGGGGGACAGCCAACUGUUCAGCAAUUUUUGUUCAUUUACCGGUUGCUCUCGGUGAACAACUUGAUCCGUCCUCCACAGAGAGCCUCGGUUGAAGGGGAUGGUCCGCGUCUCCUCUUGAAAAUGCAGGAUCUCUUUCAACAUAAAGAGCCUACUGUUAAUCAGAUUGAUACCUUGGCAGUUCUUUUGACGAUAUACUGCUGGAGCCUGCUGAAUGCAUGCAAGACAUGAUUCAUCCCGAGUCAACGAGGGACUGUAUUUUGGAUUACCUUGGUGGGUAUGUAGCAAAAAAGUUUGCUAAAAUAAGCUGCAAGGACUGCCUCCAAACACUCAGAAGCAACUCCCGAGAGCCAACUGCAUUGACUCAAAUCAAGACAAGAGGAUUUUUGCAAGUGCCAUCGGAGAAAUUACUGCGGCUCUUGCAAAUUGUGGAAGAACAUGUGGAAAUGUGCACGGUGGACAAAAUAGCCUGUGCCAGUGUUUACAUGAACAUUGUUGAGAACAUCCUGCUGGACGACCGCACUUCUUCGGCCAGUGUUGGCUGUGGCUCACAUUUCGUGAGCACUACGGCAGAAGUUGUGCACUUUUUUAUUAAGUGCCGUCUGCAUUUUUUUACGCGUGAGCAGAACAAACUGUUUCGUGCUGGCGGACGUCGUUUAUCCUGCCCGGCCAAAGGAGGGAGGAAACCAGGGACAUAAAUUUUUUCAAUGAUUUUUGUUGUGUCAUCCACUCCGUCUCCCAACUUUCAUCCACAGUUUUGAAACGCAGAUUUGAAUAAACUAUGUGCCUGUGCUCAUGGCAGUUUCGAA